CGGAAAACAAACUGCGUCUAAAACUUUUUUAUUGUAUCACCUGUAGUCUUGCUGUCUCUAUAUUUCCAUGCUGGCUGGGUUAUGGCCUUGAUGCGCAAUGGCAGCAUAUCCCAAACCCCUUCCGUCGGCCACCGGCGGCCUGUCGUUCUCUCGGUUUCCUUCCGACGAGAUCAGGAAGAUCUCAGUCAAGACCAUCCAUGUCACGCCGACAUUGGAUUCUAUGUUCAACCCCGUCCCAGGUGGUGUUCAUGAUCUGGCGCUCGGAGCUAUCCAGGCUUUGGAUGCAAACUGCACGACAUGUCGCAUGAAUGCGAUCCAUUGCUCUGGCCACUGCGGUCACAUCGAACUGCCAGUCCCCUGCUACCACCCUCAGUACCUCGACAUGACACUGCGCCUCCUGAGAUCGAAAUGUGCCUACUGUCAUCGCUUCAAAGCUGCGCCCAAUGUAAUCAACCAGACUGUCUGUGCCCUACGAUUGUUACAGUACGGCCUUGUUGAGGACUACCAGAGCAUUAGGGCCAUGCAUCUAGGCGGAAAGAGACACAGGAAAGCCACAGACGACGUUGUAGAGGACAUCUUGGAGGAUGACGCGGAGGAAGAGAUCGAAGAUCUUAUCGACAGGAGGACAUUGGCAACAGACAAGGCAAUCAAACGUGCGCGCAAGAGAGGGCAACUUGAUACACAGGCCCUCGUCCACAACCAUCUCGCUAUCGACGCCCGGAAAGCUGUCAUUACAGACUUUCUGAAAGAAGUUCCUCUGCUGAAAAAAUGUGCCAAUUGUGGUGGCACCAAUGUGACAUAUCGAAAAGACCGGAACGUCAAGAUUUUCAGAAAGCCCUUGGCACAGAGGCAGAAAGAGGCGAUGCGAGUCCUCAGCAUGAAGAUUCCUAACCCCUUGAUCUAUCUCCAGGCCGAGAGGAGACAGAAGGAGGAAACAAUAAAGAAGCCUCUGGCGAACGGAAUCCAUCAUGGUGACGUUGACAUGCAGGACGUCGAGGACACAGAUACCCACGGCGCCGAACAAGAGAUUGCAUUGCGCAAUGCACUGGAGACAACGGCUGAAUCAAAGAAUGCCGAACUCGAAGAUGAGGACGACCUUCAACAUUAUAUGACGCCAACCGAGGUCCGGGCUGCUCUCGUCCUUCUAUUCGAUCGAGAGCAAGAAGUGCUCAGGUUGCUGUACACAGCCCAGCCGACGCCUAAGCCAGUUGCUGUCUCACCGGACAUGUUCUUCAUGACAGCUGUUCUCGUUCCACCAAACAAGUACCGGCCUCUUGCCCGGCAAGGAGCUGACGAAAUGACCGAAGCACAGCAGAAUGGGCCUCUGAACAGAAUCAUCAAGGCUGCGAAUGAUGUACGACAUAUUCUUCGAGAGAUCAGAAGAUCUAGAACAGACAAGUCAGUCCGGCCUCGCACCCUAAAUGAAAGCAACCAAGCCGCGAUCGUACUCCAGGAGACUGUGAAUGCUCUGAUAGACUCUCCAAUAGGACCAACUGGAAAGCCCACAGAUCAAGGUAUCAAACAAAUCCUGGAGAAGAAGGAGGGUCUUUUUCGUAUGCACAUGAUGGGAAAACGUGUCAACUUCGCGGCCAGAAGUGUCAUCUCACCCGACCCCAGCAUUGAGACAAACGAGAUUGGCGUACCUCUCGUCUUUGCGAAGAAGUUGACAUAUCCGGAGCCGGUCACGAGCCACAACUUCGAAGAACUUAGCCGAGCGGUGAUCAAUGGGCCUGACAAGUACCCUGGGGCUUCCGCGGUCGAGAACGAGAACGGGCAGGUCCUAAGUCUCAAGCGCAAGGACUUGGAUCAACGAAGGGCCAUCGCUAAGCAGCUCAUGACCUCCAUUGUUCCCGGCUCAAAGGGUGAGAACGGGAAAAAGGUAUAUCGCCAUUUACAAACCGGUGAUGUGGUCAUUAUGAAUCGUCAACCCACUCUACACAAACCCUCCAUGAUGGGUCACCGUGCGCGUGUCUUGAGAAAUCAGAAGACGAUCCGCAUGCACUACGCGAAUUGUAAUACCUACAAUGCCGACUUCGAUGGCGACGAGAUGAACAUGCACUUUCCCCAAAACGAGCUUGCACGAACCGAAGCACUACAGAUCGCCGAUACGGAUCAUCAAUACUUGUCGUCGACAGCAGGGAAACCGUUGCGAGGUCUGAUUCAAGAUCACAUCUCCAUGGGUGUGCAGUUUACGAGCCGUGAUAUCUUCCUUGACAGGGAGCAAUACCAGCAAUUGCUCUAUAACUGUCUGAGACCGGAAGACUACAAUACCGUCUAUGAAAGAAUUCAGAUGGUGGAACCUGCCGUUCUGAAGCCUAAGAUGCUGUGGACCGGCAAACAGGUGAUCACGACUGUGCUCAAGAACAUCGUCCCAGACAGAUUCCGCGGCAUCAACCUUACCAGCAAAUCUUCCACAUCCUCAGACUCGUGGGGUGAGAAAACCACAAACGAUCCGUCAAAAUGGGAUGUCACCCGAGACAUUGUGGCUUUCCGUGAUACCGAGCAGAUUGUGAUUUUCCGAGAUGGAGAACAUUUGUCUGGUAUCCUUGAUAAGGGCCAACUUGGCCCAAGUGCUGGAGGAUUAGUCCACUCUGUUUAUGAGCUCUAUGGACAUAUCCUGGCUGGCAAGUUGCUAGGUGUCCUUGGUCGUCUCUUGACUCGAGUCCUGCACGAACGUGCCUGGUCUUGUGGCAUGGACGAUCUCUACUUGACCAAUGAAGGUGACAAUGCGCGUCGACAGGAGCUGAGCAGAGGCAAGGGAAUCGGCCUUGAGGUGUCCGCUGAGUAUGUCACUCUCAAAAAAGAAGGUGUCAAUCAGGAAACACCAGAGCUGCUCGGCAGACUUGAAAAUGUCCUCCGCAAUGAUGACCAGCUCAACGGUCUAGAUCAGCUCUACAAGGCCAAGGUCAAGUCGAUUACGGACAACGUCUCCAAAAGUUGCCUGCCCGCAGGUCUUCGAAAACCCUUUCCCCGAAAUCAGAUGCAAGCCAUGACCAUAUCUGGGGCUAAAGGGUCUAGUGUCAAUGCGAACUUGAUCUCGUGCAAUUUAGGUCAACAGGUUCUAGAAGGUAGACGAGUACCUACCAUGGUCAGCGGAAAGACGUUACCAUCGUUCCGGGCCUUCGAGACCGAUCCGGUUGCUGGUGGGUACGUCUCCGGCCGCUUCUUGACGGGUAUCAAGCCGCAGGAGUACUACUUUCAUGCCAUGUCUGGCAGAGAAGGUCUCAUCGACACUGCGGUCAAGACUGCGAAAUCUGGGUAUCUCCAACGCUGUAUCGUCAAAGGUCUCGAAGGUGCUCGCACAGAAUACGACACAUCAGUUCGUGAAACCUCCAAUGGCAACAUCAUCCAGUUCCUGUAUGGGGAGGAUGGACUGGAAGUUACCAAGCAGAGACACCUGCGGGAAUUCACUUUUCUGGCCGAGAACAAUUCAUCUAUUUCUACGUCGCUGAAAGCUGAAGAAGUUGUUCCGAAGCUAUCCAACCAGGCACUGGCUGAUGAACAGAAAGCAAUUUUGAAAUCCCUUAAGAAGGGCACGCCACGAGACCCUCUUACGGGCAUCUUUGCCCCAGCAAGCAAUCUCGGCAGUACAUCCGAAUCUUUCGCCGAAGCAGUCAACGCCUAUGUGAAGGAGAAUCCCGAUAAGCUGAUCAGAGACAAGAAGACCAACCCGAAUGGUAUUAUCAGCAAGAAGACGUUCCAGUCCAUCAUGGACUUGAAGUAUAUGAAGUCGAUUGUGGACGCUGGUGAUGCCGUUGGGGUCGUUGCGGCACAGUCAGUGGGUGAGCCAUCGACUCAGAUGACGCUUAACACCUUCCAUUUGGCUGGCCACUCAGCAAAGAACGUCACGCUUGGUAUUCCUCGUCUCCGAGAGAUCAUCAUGACCGCCUCGCCCAAUAUAAUGACACCGACAAUGACACUAAAACCGAUUGAAGAACUGACCAACGUCGAGGGUGAGACUUUUGCCAAGAGUAUCAGUCGUCUAUCAUUGGCGCACGUCCUUCGAGAACUCUCACUGACCGAGCGAUCGGGUGGUGGCGCGGGACAUGAACAUGAAAGGAUCUACGACAUCCGCAUGAAAUUGUACGAUCCGAAAGAGUAUGAAGAGGAAUAUGCCAUCAAAAGAGCUGACGUCCAACGCUGUCUUGAGAAGAGGUUCCUUCCCACACUUGACAAGAUGAUCAAAGAUGAGUUCAAGAAGAAAGCCCGGGAAUCGUCUCUUUCGGAAACCACGGCAGCUGUUCCAACCAUUGGUGCUUCCGUCGGCGUCGUUGAAGAGGCUCGACCGACUGGCACAAGGACCGUGGAGCGCGAAGGUGGCGAGGAUGAUAUUGACGAAGACGCUGACCCAGAUGAUGCGAAAGAUGCUGCCGCGAGACGGCGGAGAGAGGACACUUUCGAUGAGCCUGACGAGGACGAAAGAGAUGUUGUAGCCGAGUCAGGAGACGAAGCGGAGGGAAGCGAUGAUGACGAUGAAUCACCAGAUGCUACGCCGGCAAAGAAGCCACGUCCAACCAAGAAAAAGUCUCAAACUCUUCGAGAGCAGAAUCCCGACGAAAGCGAGACAACCGAGGCGGAAGAUUCCGAGGAAGAGGCCCGGCAAAACCAGCUCAAGGCCAGCUUGCCUCAUCUCAAGCGGUUCAGCUUCGCGAAAAGUGAAGGCAAAGCCUGUCGGAUCGUGCUGACUUACGAUACUAAUACGCCCAAGCUUCUUCUCCUUCCUCUGCUUGAAAAAUGUGCGCAUGCUGCCGUCAUUCAGUCAAUCCCGGGUCUUGGCGUGUGUACACAAUUCAUGGAAGAAGUCCACGGUUCGGAUGGCAGACCUCUCAGGCAAGUCGACAAGGACACGGGCAAGGAAGAAACAGUCAAAGAACCUGUCAUCACGACUGAAGGUGUGAACCUCCUCGCCAUGCGAGAUUAUCAGGAUCAGAUCAAGCCGCACUCGGUGUACACGAACUCGGUGCAUGACAUGCUCAAACUGUAUGGCGUCGAAGCUGCGCGGAUGACUAUCGUUAAGGAAAUCGACGGCGUCUUCAAGGGUCACGGCAUCACGGUGGACUUACGACAUCUGAACCUGAUCGCCGACGCCAUGACACAAUCUGGCGGAUAUCAGCCCUUCAGCCGCCAUGGUCUGAUCAAAGAGGGAGGUAGUGUCCUUGCGAAGAUGAGCUUCGAGACUGUGAUGGGUUUCUUGAAAGAUGCUGUGCUCUAUGGGGAAAGUGAUCCACUACUUGGACCCAGUGCAAGAAUCGUUGCUGGACGGAAAGGCAAUAUUGGGACUGGGUCGUUUGACGUGGUGAUGCCGGUGCAUUAGUGUGUUGAUAUUGGACGGAAGACUAUGAUUGGCAUGGGUGUCCGGCGAAUGGUAGUUCUUCAUGUGAUGCAUAUAAGUACAUGUUCGAUCGGACAGUGAUGUGUAGAGCGAUUUGUAGAUUGGAAUGUGGAAUGCAGAGACGGCUCGCCUACAAGCUUUCUGAUCAUUCCC
Exophiala viscosa is the source of this 5485-nucleotide messenger RNA. Its product is annotated as DNA-directed RNA polymerase I subunit A1. Lineage: Eukaryota; Fungi; Ascomycota; Eurotiomycetes; Chaetothyriales; Herpotrichiellaceae. Gene Ontology annotation, molecular function: DNA binding. Gene Ontology annotation, biological process: DNA-templated transcription. Gene Ontology annotation, cellular component: RNA polymerase I complex. The transcript is spliced from 2 exons. The record is from RefSeq and is a predicted model, not a curated record. The coding region runs from base 98 to 5314 and encodes 1738 amino acids.